UUCAUUUAUGCAGGGUUCAGAUUUGCUUUUCGUUGUCAGGUGUGACAGAUGUCCCUUUUUUAAUUACCAACGAACCUUUAUUGUUUUAAUUAUCAAGAUUAAGUACUUUAAGUGAUAGUUCAUUAAAAGUUGAAGUACCAUGGUUGAUCCUGAAAUAAAAGAAUGAGUACCGUGGAUGAUAUUUAAAACAUAGGAUAAGUACCUUAGGUGAUUAUGUAAAAUGUUGACCUUAUCGUUGCUAAAAAACAAUAGACAAACAUAAACUGUUAUAAACUGUUAUAGACGUGACACCUUUCCAUUUGUGUCGAUUUUAGGGUUCUUUCUUGUGUCGAUCUCCUAAUUAUGGCCGAAGGAUUUUCAGAAGAGGAUUAUGUAGAUGGAUUCCCUGUGUGCAAUGUUCCUAAAUGCAAAUGCGGAUUGGAGGCGAAGGUCAUGGUGUGUUGGACUGAAAAGCAUCCUGGGAGGCGAUUCUUUCGAUGUCCAAAUGCUAAGAUGCGGGUGAAUCGAUGCCCCUUCUUCAUGUGGUAUGACGAGGAAUAUGCUCCUCACCUGAAGCACAUGUUGUAUACUAUGAAGAGAUCAAAUGGAGAGCUACAGAAAGAAGGGGAAAAGCUCAGAGGAGAUGUAUUCGAGCUGAAGCAUUUGAUUGACAGAGCAAGUAUAAUUGAUGCAAUUGAAGUGGAGGACGAGCUUCUUAAAGCUGCUAACAAAAUUGAGGGGAUGGAGCUGGAGCUAACAGACUUGUAUGCUGCAAAUAGGGGACUGCAGAUGGAGAUUAGAGAAUUGAAGAAUGAACUCACAGCUGCUCGGAUUAGAGAAAAUAAUAGGGGAACUGAAGGCUUAUAAAUCAUUUGUGAAACUUGUCUUAUUGAUCGUUUUUUUAUGUAACUCAACUUUUCUGGUGUUAAUUUCGAUUCCGAAG
This is a messenger RNA of Mercurialis annua (annual mercury), 922 nucleotides long. RefSeq lists its product as uncharacterized. Lineage: Eukaryota; Viridiplantae; Streptophyta; Magnoliopsida; Malpighiales; Euphorbiaceae. The coding region runs from base 343 to 846 and encodes 167 amino acids. The transcript is spliced from 2 exons. Gene Ontology annotation, molecular function: zinc ion binding. The record is from RefSeq and is a predicted model, not a curated record.